UUUGAUUUCUACAUCUAAUAUUCAGUCUUCGUUUUGGUAAAAAUAAUUUGAGUAGAGUUUGAAGUAUUAGUCUAACUAAAAGCUGAUUUCUGUUUAUGGGUAGCCAUUUCUUCAUUUGUCUCAGCUGUUUUGGACGUCUUCCGGACUGCAGUAAACGCUGUUGAUUGUUGAAGUUCCCGGUCCUUGCUGAACUAAAAUGGGAACCGCGGCUGGCAGCGGCAGCCUGGAACGCCGGGUUCUUCCCAUAUCGCAACCCCUUCUGGAUCUGUUCUAUGAUUUAGCGCAACUGGAUCAGGAGAAGCAACUGGAAGCCACGAGUAAGCUGAUCACGGCGCUGCAUGAGACGACAUCGAAGAGCGACAUUGCUCUGGAAAGCAAUGCCGAGGAUGCAAUUUCCGAAUCGUUGAAAUAUACGCUUCAGCGCCUGGUUAAAGGCUUGGCGUCGAAUCGUGGCGGUGUGCGAUACGGAUUUGCCGCAACAUUAGCAGUGUUUCUGCAAGAAUUCCCACAAAUUCGCAACGAAAUGGUCUUGGUUUGCGUGGAUGAACACCUGAAGGUGGAAGAUAUGAAAACGGACUGUCGCACAGCGGGUGUCGGUCGAUUGUUCGCGUACAAGGCUCUAACCAGUUCGCAGCGCAUCUCGUCCAUGUCGGCCGUCCAUGCUCGGCACAUUGUGGACGAUCUUUGCGCACUGGAGUCCAGGAAGUCCUAUUUGAAAGCAGGCGCCAGCGACAUUCUCGUGGAAAUAAUAGAAAAAAUCUCCAGCGAGACGUUUAAUGGUAGUCUGCUUCCUCUGCUCAAAGAGCAUUUGGCUAAAUCUUUCGAAAACAUGGUGCUGGACGAUCUUUUUCUGAUUCUUCGUGCCUUCCAGUACCACCGAAAAGCAAUGGAGCCGUUGCUGAAACAGACGCUGGGCGCAUCCGAUCUUCUUUCCGCAACCAAUAUCGAUGCAAUAUGCACUUUGCUAUAUAAAACGGACACCCACAACCUUCACCCGUGUGUUCUGGCUGUGGUAACAGCCUACCAAAGCGUCCCGGACCGUUUUCCCGCCUUCUGGACGCGUUUCGUUCAGAUAGCGGCGGGUGAAGCACCCUUCCGCGCCAAAUUGCCUUUUGACGUGAUCUGCAAACUGCUGCCGUUCACCACCGACGCUAAAGCACUGCAGCUCUUGCUGACGCAGCCGUUCCUUGUGCUGCUGCUACGAUAUGCGGAGGAACCUCGCGCUGCUGAAUCUGAAAGUUUUAAGGUUCUGCACGCCAGUGCCAAUCAAGCCAAGAUCCAGGUUUUGAAGUCACUUAAGACGUUAAACGAUGAAAGGUUAACUCAGGAGAUCGUAGAUGAACUGAUAUUGCCAGAUAUGUUAAAGCAGCAGUUCCGGCAGUGGGCCGAAUUUGUUCGGAUUAUUUUACUGCAGUUGGAGCCGGAGAAAUGUUUGGAUCCCGCGUUGAAGUUAAUGGAUUAUCUCAACUGCCGCCGCUCUGAUCCUUAUCAGUUGCCUGUUUUGCGGAUGCUGGGACAUAUUUUAAACAGAAUCAGGACUGUGGAAAGCGUAGCUUUUUUUGAGAAGUUAAUUGAAUUUUUCGCCAAAAAUGCAUAUUCGAAAGCGGAAAAUGAAGAAAAGAAAAAAGCAUCCGCCUCCUUAGCGAAAGAGUUGGCUACCUUUCUCUCAUGGAUCCCCAACGAAAACCGUUACCGAGGGCGGGCGCGUAAUGAAGAUACGUCCAUUGAUACGGCGAUUCGCAUUAAAGUCGCCGUUCUGGAGAUCAUCGCUCAGGGCAGUGACUAUGUGACAUCCGAUGGUGAAGAAACGGAUCAACAGCUGAAACAUAAAGCUCUUCACUUGGCGAAGAAAAUGGGCAAACUGCCGGUUAAUGACACGUUCAAAUCGGUUCUGAAAUUGAUCGCCUUGUUUGCCGGUGGGCAUUGGUUAAUCUACCGUCCGGUUCUCGCGCGGGAGGUGGUGGAGGAGUUGAGUAAGAUGGAGAAAUCUUUACGGAAGGAGUUGACUGAUGAUGAAGUAAUGUUGAUCAUUAUGCGCUUUGUGGUGAGCAUGCUGGCUGUGGAGCGGACGGUGUUUGAUACAUUUGAGCUUGUUUUCCAUGCUUUGUGCCCCUUCAUCAACGGUGAGGCGAUUGCGCUGCUGUUGGAAAUGGCAAAUCCGCCGGUUGAAGAGGAAGAUGACGAUAUGGAAGAGGGGAGCGUGGAAUUUGUUUCCACGGAUGAUGAAGAGGAAGAAUUUUCUGAUAUCGGUGAAGAAGACGGUGGUGAUGAGGAAAAUACGCUGACUGUCGAUCGUGCUGCACUGCAACAGAUUCCUGGCAUGGUACAGGAUGACGCCGAAGAGUCCGAACCGGAUUUGGAUGAUGAAGCCAUGUUCCAGAUGGAUGCCGUAUUGGCCAACAUUCUUCGCGCACGCCGCUCAGAAAAAUCGCAAGAAGACACCGAUCCCCGCAUUCGUGCCUUGCGGCUGUUAACCAUUUACGCCACAUUCGCCAGUGCUGAUCCGACCAUCCUGCUGUCACUUAUCCAACCGAUGAUGGCAUUAGCGGUAGAAAAACCACCGUCAGCGAAGUCAUCGCAACGCGAGCAACACAGCCUUCUUAUCCACUCUGUGGGAAAGAUUCUAACGGGAAUCAACCAUCACAAACUGAAAGAUGUGGAGAAUGUCAGAAGGAAGAGGAAAGAUUUGAGCAAAUUGUUGGAGGAAUGCGUGGAGAGUGCGGGGAAGGUGCACAACCCAACGUUGCAUAAAGCCUUCGUUGAGGGAGUACUUUUCGUUCAGAGGCUUCUUGUUGUGGUUUUGAAAGACGUGGAGUAUGAAGAAAGAGCGAAAAUUGUGAGGAAAGUAUUUGCACCACUGGUGGUAAAGUUUGCAGAGACGCGGAGUGGAGAAUUCUCGUUCAUGUUGAUUCGACGCAUGAUGCAGGGAUUGGGACAGGAGGCUGGAAUUCUUAUUCCGGGUAUCUUAGACAUUAUCACGGAUUUCGAGGGAGCAUUCGCUGUUAUGCGACAGAGUCAGCUGGUGAGAGUUGUCCAGGAUACUAUGAAGCACACGACUCCCCGGGUCGAUGAAGUCAACAACUGGUUGGGUCCGUUAGGGACGUCGGUGUUGCGCUUACUGAAGGAAGGCAACACGAAGAAGCGGAAGCUGAUGACGGAUUUGCUGGAUUUUGUCCGGUUUGUGCUGCAGUGGCGACGGAAAGUGGUUAAACGCGGCGUGAAAGUGGACGAGAUUGCGACGGUGUGGGAUGUGGUGGGCAUGCGAAAAGCCUGCCAGGAAAUGGUGGGACGCGAGGAGAUGAAGGCGAAGGAGAUGAGUAAUUUGAGGAAAAGGGUGGAGUUGGUGGAGAAGGCGCUCAAACAGGAGACAGGUGCUGGAAAUGAUAAGGAUGAGCCCGAGAACGAUGAGGAAGAGGAGGAUGGAGAAGGCGAGGAAGAAGAAGGAAGCGCGAACGAAAUGGAGGAAUAAUGGUGUAUUUUUGGUAUAGAAUUAUUUUUAUGGUGAAAAGUUCGACGUAGCAGUUCUGAUAAUUGUUGGUUGUAGUUUCUCGCUGUGUAACGUGGUGUUUGAGUUUAUUUUAUCUGUAGAGUUAGGUCCAUUGUUGCUCAUUAUUUAUGCCUGUUGAGCAGAUUUUGUUAAUUAAAAUUCA
Messenger RNA from Paramacrobiotus metropolitanus, 3650 nucleotides. Its product is annotated as myb-binding protein 1A-like protein. Gene Ontology annotation, biological process: regulation of DNA-templated transcription. The record is from RefSeq and is a predicted model, not a curated record. Gene Ontology annotation, cellular component: nucleolus. Gene Ontology annotation, molecular function: DNA binding; transcription factor binding. Lineage: Eukaryota; Metazoa; Tardigrada; Eutardigrada; Parachela; Macrobiotidae.